AUGAUUUUGGAGGGAUAUCUUCCUAUCACUGAAGAGUCUUCACAUCAAUAUCCAUCUAAUUUAAAAUCUCUUAGAGAAAAUUAUGGAAAAAUUUUAAGAGAGCUUUCAACACCAUCAAUUGCGCAAAUAACAGAUGAAAUUAUAAAACCCAAAAGUGAAGAAAAUGAGAUCAAAUAA
This is a messenger RNA of Funneliformis caledonium, 177 nucleotides long. Lineage: Eukaryota; Fungi; Glomeromycota; Glomeromycetes; Glomerales; Glomeraceae. The record is from the annotation of a GenBank genome assembly.